Molecule: messenger RNA, 2097 nt
Organism: Tupaia belangeri chinensis (Chinese tree shrew)
Lineage: Eukaryota; Metazoa; Chordata; Mammalia; Scandentia; Tupaiidae
Product: rho GTPase-activating protein 20
Exons: 15
Coding region: 63-1823 (586 amino acids)
Biological process (GO): signal transduction; regulation of Rho protein signal transduction
Molecular function (GO): GTPase activator activity
Source: RefSeq, a predicted model, not a curated record
AGUGCCCUACCAAGUGCUGUAGACAGGAUCGAUUCUCAGUGCCAAGAAUUUGAGAAUAAAAGAUGUUCAAGUCAAUCAAAAAGCACUUCAAGCUGUCGGGUGGUCAUUUAAAGCUUCACCACACAAGUGAAAGCCUUUCUGAAGUGAGCACCCACAGUGAGAAAACCACAUCGCAGGAGGAUGCCAAUUAUACUCUGCUGAUCCAUGGCCCCGUGGAAUUCAGAAGAGACCAGACCAGGCAGAAGCGGCACCUCUUCCUCUUCAAGAAUUUGUUACUUGUGGCUAAUACCAGGUAUAAAAAAUGCUUUAAGAUAAAAAACAAAAUACCACUAAACACCUUAUGGACAGCUGACUACGUGGACGAAGUGGGAAAACAUGGCAGCCCCUGUGCCGAGAGGUCAUUUUUCUUGGGGUGGCCCACAGUGAACUUUGUGGUUACCUUCCGUUCUUCAGAAGUAAAGGAACAAUGGCAGUCUUUCCUUCAAAGGUAUAUAAGUCUUGCUAAAGAGAAGGACCAGCCAAAGAGCAUUCCCCUCCAAAUCGUCACUGAAGAUAUCAAGGACUGUGUACCUUCUGUAAAUAUAACAGUUACCAAUUCAGACACAGUGAACGAUACUAUCAAGAUGUCACUGCAAAUACUAGGGAUAACUGGCUCUGAGGGAGAUUACCAGCUGUGUGUCCGUUCUGGUGAGGACAAGGCCCCAUACCCACUCAUUGGGCAUGAGCAUCCUUAUGGAAUUAAAACAAGCCAUCUUCAAGCCACUGCUCUUCUGCCACAAGGACCAGAAUGGCAUGAGCAUCCUUAUGGAAUUAAAACAAGCCAUCUUCAAGCCACUGCUCUUCUGCCACAAGGACCAGAAUGCACCACCUCUCCUCCCACCCUCCAGGAGCCAUUCCUGAAGCAGCCGUCCCCAGAUAUGGAAGACCAGUUCAUCCUGAAGGCCAGAUGCCCAGCCAGAGGCCAGCAGAGGAACAAUUCAGACCAGAAGGCUGUCAGGAAAAGACGGUCUUUCAUAAACUGGAUGUUUCGGCGAGACACGAGCACUCUCCAGGAUACCCCAAGCUUGGCUCCACCAGCCCUGAAGCCGGAAGAAUUCUUUGGAGCUUCUCUCGCAGAUAUUUGUGAGAAUGGCAGCCUGCCCACUUCUCUUCUGGAUAUGCUCUUCAUCCUCAAUCAAAAAGGGCCUCUCACAGAGGGUAUCUUCAGAAAAUCGGCCAAUAUAAAGUCAUGUAGAGUCCUAAAGGAGAAACUAAACUCCAGAGUCAAAGUGGACAUGGACAGUGAAUCUGUUAUUGUAGUAGCAUCUGUCUUCAAGGAUUUUCUUCGAAAUAUCCAGGGAAGCAUAUUUUCAUCCAAUCUUUAUGAUAAAUGGUGCGAUGUUAUUGAUCUAGAGAACGAGGAGGAAAAAAUACCUGCAAUCCAGAGGCUUUUGGAACAGCUGCCAAAACCCAACGCUGCUCUCCUGCGAUCUCUCCUCGGAGUGUUACACAAUAUUGAGCAGCACUCCUCGGCCAAUCAGAUGACAGCAUAUAAUUUAUCCGUGUGCAUAGCCCCAAGCCUCUUUUGGCUGCCUAUUUCCUGCAGCACAGAACUAGAAAAUGAAUUUACAAAAAAGGUUUCUUUUAUACAGUUUCUCAUUGAGAACUACCUCAAGAUAUUUGGAGAAGACGUCACAGUCUCCGGGGAGAGCUCACCGAGUUGUACUAACAGUGAAGAGGAUGCAGCAGUGAAAACAGAGCAACCUCUUGAAGUCAAGUUAAUAAGAGUCAUUGUAAUAUACAAAAAAGGCACGACUACGGGAAAAGGCCAAGUUCUAAUCUAGCAGGAGCUCACCCGGCUACCCGUCCACUAUUUUCAAAGUCACUGAAGCUUAAAUCUGUGUAAUUACAUUUCUCUCUUUCUUUCUUUUCUGUUCCUAUGAUAUUCCACUGGGAACUGUUUUUCCAAAAUGUUUGCAGGAUUUUGCUGAAUUUAGAUGAAAUCCUCAGGUUCUAUCCAAAAAUAAGUGAAUUUCUUGGCAAAAGAGUCCAUCUAAAGUAAGACAACCACUUUAAAUCAUGUUUUUACAUAAUUUGUUUUUCAGUUGAACACUAAAU